ACACUUACAAAGCAUUUCUUUGUCUCCUGUCUUCCCCACUUGUUCUGCUUGCCUCGUUUUGCCCUGCCAUCUGGGGAGAGCGAUAUGUGCAGGGCACCAAGGACAUAUAGGGAGGCUCUGUGCAUACCAAAGUUAAUCUAUUGACGCAGACUGUGGUGACAGUCGCUAGGCAAAUGAUACGAAAAGUACGGACAGGGGCGGGGGCUGCUUGUAGAAGGGGUAUAAGACAAACAUGAACAACAAGGAAGUCGAACUCUGUGGAGGUUACGGUGCGUCGCAGAGUUCCCAGAUCGAUCUGUUGGAAUAAAAGUUUAUUGGACAACACAUCCACACCUCUGGGUGAUCUCUUCUCAUCUAUGGACCCAGUGGAGUCGGCGUACUCCAACAAUUUGGGGGCUCGUCUGGGAUGAGAUAGAGGUCGGCAUUCGGCAAAUACCAGACGAGAUCUGAGUGGGCACGGAAGGCUGCAGGCGCCACUAAUAAAAGGUAAGCAGAGCCUGUUAUAUUAAAAUCUGCAUAUUGGCUAUAUUAAAUAAAGUAGUCCGAAGUGUCCAUCAGAGGCGUCAGUAAAUUGAGGCGGCAGAUGUUUUGAUUUUAUUGUUUUGGGUUAGAAGCCCGGGGACCGAGGUCCCCGAAUCCUGAAAAGAGUAAGGACUAAUACUAUGUUGGGUUGUACGUAUUGGUGGUGUGUGUUAGUUGGACAUUCCAUCUGUAAAAAGCGGUGUAGAAAGUGUGGAUUAACCCUAGCCCCAAGUGUAUGGUUUUGCAAAGAGAGACGGACGAGGCAGAAUGGACAGGGAAUUUCAUAGGGAAGUGGACGACGGGGGCCGGGCGCCCCCAGUCGAAAAAGGGGCAUGGAAGCCACUAUCAAGGCAAAUGCAAGUCGUAGUGGUGUCAAAGGCAGCAAAGGAGAAGGAGAGAGAUAGGGCGGUAGCCACAGAAAAAUACAGGAUGUGUACUGUGUUUCGGGGCACGGGGUAUAAGCCAGAAGAUAGACAGUCCUUGGGCGAGUUACUGAGGUAAAAAAAAAAGGGAGCACGCUAGUCAUAGGGACGAGGCGGCUAAACAGAGGCAUCAGGACAGGAUAAUGAGGAAAAAAGGAGCGGGGGCGGAAGGCAGACAGGACCAGGUGGCAUUGGAAGCUCAAGUAAGGAGAGAGCAGUUAGAGGAACAAGGGUAAGUAGAGUCGCCCGGUCGACGGGUAGGGAACAAAGCACAGGGCCCUCGCAGACCAGGUAGAGGAGCGGUUGGCCAGAAUGGAAGCAGCACUACAACGGGAAACCUCACUCUUAGCGGAAAGGGUGAGGGUUCAGGGGAGCGAUGAAGAGGGAGAGAGCGAGAGGGAGUGUCAUUACAAAGUCUCUAGGCCCCCAAAGCAUCAACUACCUCUGCUAAGACGGACGGGCCAAACGCAGGAUAAAUAUAGACCUUUCCCGAUAGGAGACGUGAAGGCACUGGCUGAUAAAAUGCCGCCCCCAGCAGAAGGAGGAGGACAGUGGAUGGAUAAGCUAGACCAGCUCACUCAGGGGAACAGUGUUGGCACUGGUACAGGAAGGGGUACAGCGAUAAUGGUUCCGGCGGGCUGUAAUGGAAGGGGUUCCAGAGGGGGUGCGGGCUGCGAUCCUGGACAACCCAGACUUACCGGGUGCGGACUCCCACUUGUGGGAUAGGCAUGUGAUACAUCACCUACAGUGGGCCAAGGACGAGGCAGGGAAGGAGGAGAGUGACAUUAAAGAGUACCAAACCCAAAUGCUGAAGUUGCAGGUGGGGGAGGCUAAGCAGAAGGCCAACGAAAAUAAAAAGAGGGGGGCUGGGAAGCAGAUGGUGGCAGAGGCGACCACAGGGGGCCCACCCCCACAACCCACUCUAGGCAAGUGGGGAGAAACGUACCCCGCUCCACCCUGCCAAUACGGCGGGUGGGCACCCAAUUGGGGGAGAGGUCUGGGUCAGGGUUUGAGAGGCCGAGGUUGGGGAAGGGGCACUCCGCAGAGAGGACAGCCAUGGGGAGGCACCUGCUACCGGUGUGGGAACUUCGGGCACUGGGCCAAACACUGCCCGGACCCCAGCCCGAUGAGGGGCAGAGGCCGUGGGCCCCCCCCCCAGGGGACACAUGGCGGCCCCCAACUCACAAGCCGCACCCCAGACAGGAGGCCAAUACCCGGCUCUAGAUGGCGGAGAGUGGGAAUAUUUCUCCCUCCCCCAAUGACACACCCCAAGAAAGGCCCGGGACAGAGGAGAGGCAGAUCCUAUGCUGUCCCUCGUGGUCAUGGACAAAGAACUGCCAUUUCUGGUGGACACUGGAGCCACACAUUCCACUCUGAACAUGGUUCCGAAGGACGAUCAAGUGUCCACCUCCACAGUGACCGUGGUGGGCUUCUCCGGGGAGGAACUGCCAGUAACGAAACCAGUGAAGGUUUUGAUUGGAAAACAGACUUUCCUGCAUUCCGUUUCUGAUCUCGCCUACAGUCCCAGUCAACCUGUUGGGGAGAGACGUCUUGGUGAGCAGGGGGCCUCCAUACUGUAUAGCGCGGAUGGCCUGGUGGUGACACUGCCAGAAGGCACCCGGCUGCAGUGCGGGACUCAAUACCAGGGCAGGGGUCAGUGGCUCAUGCAGCCGGUGCGACCACGUGCUGCAGACAUCUACUGGGGCCUGCUGGAGCCUGGCUAUGCGGGCAUCCUCGGGGCCUACUCGAUGUGGAGGCCCUGGAUCUCACUCCUCGAGCCCUACAAUUUCUCCCGCCAGGUCCAAGAGGGGCAGUCACCAGCAGGCACCGGCAAGCCGCACAUGGCGGAGUGGGUCUUCCUGAGGGUCAUCAAGAGGAAGUGGUCAGAGCCCCGGUGGACUGGCCCCUUCCAAGUCACCGAGAGGACUUCCUACGCAGUGCAGCUGAAAGGGAAAGGAGACACGUGGUUCCACUGGAGCCAGUGUGCCGUGAUGCAGGAGCCAGGUAGAUCCGUAGCUGAGAUCCAGGAGGAGCUCGCUGGGAGAGCACAGAGUUCUUAUUCGGAGGAACCAGAACGAACUCAGGUCUCCAAAAAGGGGCAGAAUAAUCCCCUGACCUGAGAGGAUCGGCAGGGUAGUCUACCCCUGUCCGGCAGAAGAAGCAGAAGGCCCCGUCUGAAAUCACGCCACCGAGACCAGGAUGUGGACUCCUGGAGUCCAGGACGUCCUGGAGAACCAUUGCCUCCCACAUGCAAGAAGGGUCUAUGGGAACAGCUUUAUGUUGCAAGAUGACAAUGCAGGAGCACAUUCGGCAGCUGCAGUGAGAGUAUUUCCUGAUGCAGAGGUGGUGCAGCAGAUGCCAUGGCCUGUUUGCUCCCCUCAUAUGAACCCCUAUCGAGCAUGCCUGGGAUGGCUUAGGCUGAGCCCUUAAUGAGAGGGACAAUAUUCCUCAGAAUCUACAUGAAUUAGCCCAUGAUCUGACUGAAGAGUGGGACGCCCUGCCCAUUGAUAGCAUCAACAAGCUUGUGGACAGUAUGCCACAACAUCUUAACGCAUUGGUCCGUGUCAGGGGUGGCCAUACUCAAUUUUAGUGACUGAGUGACAUUUGAAAGAGUAAUAUUGAACAUUAUUAUGCAUGAAAUCCCCUUGAAUAUAUGUUUCCUGUUAAAGUGACCAAGGUUGAAAAAUAAGUCCUUAAUGUUGUUGUUCAAUACCCCCAAUUUUGUUUAAGCUUGAAUACACAGUUUUCAAAGCUUGGUUUGAAAACUGUGGUUUAAUUUUCAGUAUGAUUUGUUUGGAAUAGUUUGAUCAAUUACAGUAAGGAAAAUAAUUUUUUGACCCCCAACUGAAUUCUUAAGUUGACCCAUAAUUAAAGAAUAAAAUGAGAAGUCUGUAAUUUCA
This is a messenger RNA of Brienomyrus brachyistius, 3844 nucleotides long. RefSeq lists its product as uncharacterized. Lineage: Eukaryota; Metazoa; Chordata; Actinopteri; Osteoglossiformes; Mormyridae. Gene Ontology annotation, biological process: proteolysis. The coding region runs from base 2249 to 3064 and encodes 271 amino acids. Gene Ontology annotation, molecular function: aspartic-type endopeptidase activity. The transcript has 2 exons. The record is from RefSeq and is a predicted model, not a curated record.